UAUCCGUUUUAACCCGACUUCUUUUUAUCAAGUUGAAUUUCCAUGCAGACACUGUCUAUUACAGCUGUUUUAUACCACUUAAGUUAUAUUGUGGUAUUAUCUGAAAGGUGUUACACAGUUUGUACAAGGAAAUUCAACCUAACGAAAAAAAAAGUUAGAAUAGACGUUACCACACUUGCAUUCGAAGUGUCACAAACUUGGUGCAAUCUAAACAAAAAAAGAACUUUUUUUUGUCAUUAAGAAGGAACCCGAACUCUCUCUUGUCACAAAAAUUUAUCCGAAAUGGCUGGUAAAUCAUCUGACGUCGAAAUGGCUCUCAAGUCCUGGGAAUUGGAAAACAACAUCGAAACAAUACCAUCUUGCGAUGAAAUCUUUCGUUAUGAUGCCCAAGCUCAUCAAACUAUACUUGCCGCACGUCCUUGGGACAAAGAUCCGCAUUUCUUUAAAGACAUUCAAAUUUCGGCGUUGGCUUUGCUGAAAAUGGUGAUGCACGCUCGAUCCGGUGGACCGUUAGAAGUAAUGGGCUUGUUAUUGGGAAAAGUUAUCAACAAUACCAUGAUUGUAAUGGACUCAUUUGCUCUGCCGGUCGAAGGAACCGAAACUCGGGUAAAUGCUCAGUCACAGGCUUACGAAUACAUGGCUGCUUAUAUCGAAUCGGCAAAGGAAGUUGGUCGCCUAGAAAAUGCCAUCGGCUGGUAUCAUAGUCACCCCGGCUAUGGAUGUUGGUUGUCGGGAAUCGAUGUGUCCACGCAGAUGUUGAACCAAAAUUUCCAAGAACCAUUCGUAGCUAUCGUUGUCGACCCUGUUCGAACUGUUUCAGCAGGAAAAGUGUGUCUGGGCGCAUUCAGAACGUACCCGAAAGGCUAUAAACCACCAAAUGAGGAACCGUCAGAGUACCAAACAAUUCCGUUGAAUAAAAUCGAAGAUUUUGGCGUUCACUGCAAACAGUACUAUCCAUUGGACGUGACAUAUUUCAAAUCGGCCUUGGACCGCAAGCUUCUCGAUUCAUUGUGGAACAAAUACUGGGUGAAUACGUUGGGCAGUUCGGGAUUGCUUAGCAACACUGAGUACACGACAGGUCAAAUUUUCGAUUUAUCCGAAAAAUUAGAACAAAGUGAGGCGAGCUUGUCUCGAGGACCGUUCCUUGUAACAGCUCUUGAUCCUAAUGAAAAGCGCACCGAAGACCGUCUGACGAAGGCAACUCGCGACUGCAGCCGAGCGUCUAUUGAACUGAUUCAUGGUUUGAUGGCCCAGAUAGCUAAGGACAAGCUGUUUAACACCGUCGGCAUCAACAACAACAAAUAAAAAGGGCCAUUUGCGUAACGGUAAACUCUGUCGAUUGAUUUUCAUACGGGAAAUACAUAAAAU
This is a messenger RNA of Bradysia coprophila, 1368 nucleotides long. RefSeq names its product COP9 signalosome subunit 5 (gene CSN5). NCBI's taxonomy places the organism in Eukaryota, Metazoa, Arthropoda, Insecta, Diptera, Sciaridae. The record is from RefSeq and is a predicted model, not a curated record. Gene Ontology annotation, molecular function: metallopeptidase activity; protein binding.